Molecule: messenger RNA, 1224 nt
Organism: Racocetra persica
Lineage: Eukaryota; Fungi; Glomeromycota; Glomeromycetes; Diversisporales; Gigasporaceae
Source: the annotation of a GenBank genome assembly
AUGAUCCUCAACCUCAUCCCAUUACUAGUAGUAGCAGUAGCUGGCUAUUAUAUUUUCAUAAAAUUCAUAGCAGGAAAGUUAGAUUGUCCCUCUAAUAAUCCUAAUAUCCAAGGCCUAGAAAAAGAAGAAAUAAAAGCUGCGAUAAAAGAAGGUGAAACUAAACAAAAGGAAUUAAAAGAUGAAAUUAAAGAGUUAGAUAAGGAGCGAAAGGAAAUCCUCUCCGGUAGUGAUUCAGAUAAAAAUGAGAAGGCUAAAGAAAAAUUAGAAAGUAAAGAAGAGAAGAUGAAAGAAUUACAAGAGAUAGAGACUAACUUACAAGAUUUAAAAGUAGUUGAUAAAGGAGUGUGUUUAGAACCAAGCCCAUCAUCGAAAAAUGAGGCUCCACUCCCAACAACCGAGCUGCCGAAGCCGGCAUCUCCCCUCGUGACAUUUAUGAAUACUCCCGUAAAAGCUAAAAAGUUAGCCACUAUGGAAGCCACUCAAAAAGAACUGAGUGAGGCUAAAAAGCAACUAGAUAAGAAUGAAAGUAUUAUUAAAAAAAAUGAAACGGACAUUGCUAAAUUAUACGAUGAAUUAAGUAAAGGGGGCGAGCAUUUAACGGAAGAACAAAUCAAAUCUAAAAAUAAUAGUUUAAGAGCAGCCACCGCUCCGGUAGUCUAUGUGUGUAGUGGGUUUGAUGGCGAUGCCGCAGUUAAUUAUGUUAGGGGUUCAGAUGGUGAGAGGGAUACUAAUACUGUCAGCAAAUCACAAAAUAAACUCAAUCAUUUACUCAGCGACAGCCAAGAGAAAAUAAUUAAACGAUUGGAAGAUUUGGAAAAGAAAACUGGACAACUCCAGCCUAUAGACCGCAUUAAAGAUACGCAAAAAUUAAGUCCCGAAGAAUUAAAAGACUUAUUGGACAAAGCUCGCCAGGCUUCUCCGGAAGAAAGAAAAAGGAUAAUGGAUGAGAUUAUUACUAAAACCCAUCAGGAACAAGAGGCGAUUAAUAAGAUAUUACAAGAAGAUAGAAAUAAGCAAGAAAAGAAAAUGUUAAAAACUUUGGAAGAGGCCAAGCAAGCCGAACAGCAAGGUGAUAAAAUUAAAGCGUCUCAACUAUUUGCCGAGGCCCGUCAACAUCAGCAAACUAUUAAUACUCAAAAUGAAUUAAUUGCCGAGUUAAAGAAAAAGCAAGUUGAAAGGGAAAAAAUGGCUAAGGAAUUAACUCAGGAAAUAGAUAACCCCUGA